AUGAGCUCAGUACCCGACCAUCUCUACGAGGAUGGUAACACCACGGGAUACCGUCGCAAACAGACGAAGUCAAUCCUUAAAAACAAAGAGAAUAUGACGAUGCCCAAUCCGUCAAUGCCCCUCAGACACUUUGACACCGCUUCCAGACUUGCAAAUCGAAGAGUCUCGUUUGCCAACAAGGUCAAGCUCCAUAAAAUUGAUUUUGUCCCGGCCAAUGGCGAGGAUGUUCCGGAAGAGGACAGCUCAGAAGAGGAAGGCAAUGUUAGCUUAUCGGCGUUGGAGAAAAACACAUCAAGCUUUGUUGAUCUGAUGAGGAAUAUAGCAGAGUCUCACAGCAGUGACGAUGAAGACCUACCCCAGAACGAAAACGCAACAAGGUCCACCGAAGAUCAAACAAUGGAUUUCACAGGACUGAUACGACAGACCCAGGAGCAAGACAUGGAGUUCACAAGUCAGCUCGACGGUAAGUUGAACCUAGCGUAUCCACUUUCAACAGAUCAGCACUAUCAGGGCUUCGAUCACGAGAACCUGAACAUGGAAUUGACAAUGCAGUUCACGAAGAAUAUCUCCUCAUACACUGUGGUGUCUAAUAACCAGGAGAAUUUCUCCUCAGACAGUCCCAAACCUCAUUUCCUCAAUGGCCACAAGUUGCAAUUCGACAACAACGGCAACGAAGAAGCCACAAUGGAUUUUACCAAGUUCUUCGAGGACAACUCUCGCAAUGACGCAUUCGGUUUCUCUGAAGCUGCCAGAUUCAGCCCCGUUCCGAAUGCUGAUUACGGAGUCUCAGUCCCAGACAGAGAUGGCGAUGAUAUGGAGCUCACACAACCGUUCAACAAGCCAGCAGCGGCCAGUCUCGAAGAAAAGUGGCAACGGGACGAACCACUGACAGAUGAAGCGAAUAGGCCACCUCCGAUAUUGACCAGCCCAAGCCUCUCAGCUGACGAACAGGAGGGGGCCAACGAAGAACCCGAGAAUGAAGAAACAAUGGAGCUUACGAGCCAGGUAAAUGUCACAGCUCUGGCAUCAUCCAACGGUGUGACUGAAAAGACUCAGGAGGCUGAGGUUGCAAAGCCGGAACGAAAGCCUGAGGCAGCCCAAGAGGAAUCAGUGCAAGACAAUUUACCUGAGAGAUCAAUGGACGACUCCAACAAACAAGAAGGUCAGGAGAAGGAGAAAGAGUCUUUUAAUCACACGACAGACAAGAGCCCGUCAGUGUAUGGCACACCUGCGGCAUCUCCAGUAAAACAGGCGGCCCAGCAAGAGACGGGGACUGGUGAGAUUUCGAAUUCACAUGGGUCACCAGAGAAACUGAAAGACGAAGAUGAUCAACAGGGAGAAGAACAAUUUGGAGAAAACGCAGAAAGUGUUGCGAAGAGCUCACCAAAAAAGACAAGAGAAGAAAAAGAAGAUGAUGAUGGAAUUUCCUCUGAGGCACCAGAGCAGGAUAAUCAAAAUGAGCUUGAAGAGGCUCAGGACCAAGACUCAAACUCUGCUCAAGAUGUACCAGAACAGAGUGUUCAGGAAGCAACUCAAGAGUCACAAGAACAGACGAUAGUGCCGGAAGUUGAGCAAAAGUCGACUGAAUUACAACGCUCGUCACUGACACCUGAGACACCAAAAGAGACGGAAGUGGCCGAGAGCGUACUCUCACAAGAAAGUCAAAAAGAAGAUGAGGUGACAGACGACGCUUCGAAGUUCAAUAAAAUUGAACUGUCACAACCAAUGGAACUCACUCAACCAAGAAGUGCUAUCGAGACCGUAUCAGAGGUUGAACUGCAGCUGAAGAGAGUUUCUGAGGAUUUUGAGGAGCCGAAACAAAAACAGCAAAGAAAAGAACCUCAUGUGUCCACCUUGGACAUACCUUUGGCAGAAACUUCGACAUUGUCGAUUGAUGGAGUCGAUGACGACUUUAACGACCCGAACUAUCAGCCAGUGUCGCUUCCUACCUUUCUCAAUGACAUCGGUGUGAAAUUUUAUGAUGAUCUCGAGAUUGCAAGUGAUACCGCAAACCGUUAUUCACUCUCGCUACAGGACGAUUCGUCGAACACAACCGACGAGGACUACUACAAAGGUAAUGUUCAUUUACCAUUGCUUGAAGUGUUGGAGUUGAGUUGCAAAGAGCUAACGCAAAAAAUCCAGCAAGGCAAAGCCCUCUUCCAAGAAGUCAGUGACCAGUCUCUCAACGAUAAUCCGAUGCUCUUCAAGCAAUACUACCUGUCGUCAUAUUACGACCAAAUCUCGAUGAAAUCUCACUUUCAUCUUUUGAAGGAGUUCACGAGAUACCAAGCGAAACAGGUUUGGUAUCAAUGGCGUACACAGCUAAUGCAAAACCUUUUGGAAGUGCAACAGGGCAACCUCGAGCAACUUGAGGCAGACAAAUCGACACUCCAGGCGAGCAUCAAAGAGUUGGAACAGGUUCACGAGGACAUCAAAUUGGACCUUCAGCUGCUCAAGAAUGAUGUUUCUUCUUUCAAAGAGAUAAAGGCAUCAUUUAAGGAUUUAGAUGCCAAUCAGCUAAAAAUCAUUAAGCUGCAACUCAUGGACCUUAAUAAGAAACUACUCGAGCACCGAGUCCAGAUAGGUGAGAAAGAAGAAGAACUUGCUGGAGUACGUUCGGAGAUUGAGAAAGCAAAUGUCAAAAUCCAGGAGCAACGAGAUGAAUUGAGGAAGGCCGAAAGUCAGCUCAGCCGCAGAAGAAAUUUCAGCAGCCAAGAGAUCAACGAACUUGAGCACGAGGUUCAAAGGACUGAAAAAGCAGCUGGAAUCAGCUACAAAUCUGGUAUCGGCUCUAACGAAAUCGAGUUUGAGUGCAAUGCUAACAUCAGUGUUGUUGUUACAUACCUGGAAGCUACUCCAACUGACAUUCGCUUUUUCGAAAAACCGAGUGAAACAAGUGAUUUGAUAUUUGCGGAACUUGCACCUUUUGCUAUCCUUGCCCUACCACGUCAAGAGUUGACUGCAGAGGAGAAUCUUAAAGAGUUUCAAAGAGCCUGGGAAAAAUUGAAACAAGUUGAUUCAGAUCUCUACAAACUUUCGCUCAAGCACCCAUCCAAGCUCGAAGUGACUAGGGAUGAGCUUAAAUUUCACAGCACCGUGUUCAAUUUUGAAUCUGGGGCGGAGACAAUUUAUACCCUCGAGCUUAAGGCGAACGAUAUCAUGUACUACCCAGACCAACUCACAGUGAGUGCGAAGCCUGGCAGAAGACUGAGAACAACCACAAGUGCGUUACCCCCGCUGCAUGGUAUCUCAGACAAACUUAUGAACAAGUUCAAGACCCCAUUCACUGCCACAAGCAUCGCACUCCCGAUAGCCAUGGACGAUACAAUCGACGCCUCCUACUAUUUGGGUGGUAAGGCCGCAGAGGUGUCCAAAACUUUGGAUAUCGUCAUUGGUAGCGGUGAUAUUGUUACCAUUGACGAAUUGCCAGAUGACCCUCAGGAGCUUAUAUCCUUUUUGGAAGGAGAGUCUUGUGACGUGAAAUACUGGAUUCUCGUUGCCCAGGCCUAUGCUCUGGACAAUAAGCUAGAUGAGGCCAUCACCAUCGCUGAGAAGGGUGUUUCUAUCAAAUCCAAGAGCGACAAGGAUCGUUUGUUGAUUUUGUUGACUGCCAUCCAUUUUGCUUUCGUGAACAGGGGAGACGGUAGAGCUGACCAUUUGAAAAGCGCUCAAGAGGCACUUUCUCAGGUCGAAGAUUCCAACUCUGUGCCUGUUCUUGUGUCAAAAGCCAUUCUUCAUGUCCACAAGGACGAAGCAGAGAACGCCUUGCAGCUUUUUGACCGUUUGUUAAAACUCGAUUCGACCAAUUGCAUUGCAUUGCUUGGAAAGGCUCAGGUCACACUCAGCAAAACACAAAACUACUCAAACGCUUUGAAGAUUUACCAGCAGGUUUUGGUCUUGAACCCAUUAAUGAAGCCUGACCCUAGAAUUGGUAUAGGCUUGUGCUUCUGGUAUCUUAAAGAUCGUUCAAUGGCUAUUAGCUCAUGGAAUCGUUCCCUUGAAAUUGAUCCUGAAAAUUUCAAAGCCAAGUUACUUUUGACAUUGGCUAAGUUUGACAAUGUUUUCACCAACUCGAUCUCUGAUGAACAGUUCCUCGAAGGCUAUAAAAGCGCAUUGGGCGAGGUCGGCGAUCUUCACAAAAAGGCUCCAAACGACAAGGUUCUUUUAAUCGUGCUCGCUUCGUACUUCUAUUCCAAGGGUGACUACGAAUUGGUUGAAAAGAUUGUCAAUAAGGUCGUUACGUCAUCUACUGAUGAAAUUGCAUCUGCCAAAUCUUCCAAAUUGACCUCGUUCAUCUCCAAGAUCCUUUCUCAAGGCUCUUUUUGGUUGGGACGUGUUGCCUAUGCUAAGAGCGAUUUCACUCAGGCGCAAAAGUAUUUCCAUGAGGCUAUCAGAUUAGAUGACAACAAUUUGCUCGCCAAGUUGGGUUUGGGUCAAGCUCAACUUAGUCGUGGCUCAUCCGAAGAGGCCAUCAUUACCUUUGAGUCCAUCGUUAGAUCCAACUCCAAGUGUUUGGAGUUCAACUACGCUUUGGGUCUUUUAUAUUCCCAACUGAAAUCGCGUUCUAAAAAUGAACAAGCUGUGCAAAUGUUGGAAAGAUACAUCAGAUUGUCGAACAAUCGUGGUUUGGCUGUUGCUAACAUGAAGGACGACGAAGCCUACCUCAACAAGGAGCCAGUCGUUCUCAAUGCUUACUUGCAGUUGAGUCAGCUCUACCAAUCUAAGGACAUCUCGCAAUCUUUGGUUUAUUUGCAUAAGGCUAUCGAAAGCAGGAAGCAGAUUGGUCUGGACGCACCAUUAGAAGUGUACAACAAUAUUGGUGUAUUCAACUUCAUCAAAAAUAACGAAUCCACAGCUGCAGAGAACUUUGCCAUUGCUCUUGAAAAGGCCGACCAAUACCAAGUCCCUGAAGAUGCUAUUGACGAAGCUGUGGUCGAUCUCGGUAAGGAUUUACGUACCCCAAUCACUUACAAUUUGGCAAGAUCGAAGGAGUCUUCGAAUGAGACUGAGGCUAUUGAAACUUACAACAAAUUGCUCGAAGAGUGCCCCAACUACUUCUCGGCCAAACUUCGACUCCUAUUUUUGGACGCUGUGUCUACCGAAAAAACACCUAAGAAAGAGCUCGAGGAAGAGAUCAAGACGCUUCUUCAAGAACAUGCUUCUAAUUUAGAAGUCAGAUCGUUUUAUGGCUGGUUCAUCAAGACAUUCGGCAAGAAGAUUGGUCUCAAGCCUGAUGCUGAUACUCAACAUCAAAAAGAAACUUUGGUUGACUAUGAUUCUCAUGAUUGUUAUGCCUUGAUCUCAUUGGCGAACAUCUAUUGUGUGAUGGCCAAGGAAAUCAAGUCUUCCAAGGAGGAAGAAAAGAAAAAGAAGUACUUUUUGAGAGCAAUUGAGUUGUUCACCAAAGUUUUGUCCAUCGAUGCUAAGAAUGUUUUUGCCGCACAGGGUUUGGCCAUCAUCUAUAUCGAAAACAAGGAACAGACCAAGGGCCUUGAUAUUUUGAGAAAGAUUCGUGACUCAUUGAAUGACAUUUCCGUCUACUUGAACCUUGGCCAUGUUUUGGUCGAGUUGAAACAGUAUUCGAAGGCCAUUGAGAGUUAUGAGAUUGCAUAUGUGAGAUUCACGAACAGCAGUGAUCCUAAGAUUGUGUCCUUCUUGGGUCGUUCGUGGUACUUGAGAGGACUUGCGGAAAAGAACUUGGGCUAUUUGAAGAAGGGACUUGAAUACUCAGAGGAGGCUUUCGCGAAGUCGUCAACCAACAAGAGCGCUUUGCUAUUCAAUGUUGCUUAUGUGAAGUUCCAAAUUGCUGAUUUCCUCAGUAAGUUACCUGCUGCACAAAGAACCGUUGACGAUAUCAACCAGGCCAUCACCGAUUUGAACGAUGCCAUUUCAGACUUGAAUGCUCUUUCCUCGGAGGAAGAGAAGCAUCCUCCAUUCCCCAAGGCAGAGUUGAAGUCAAGAGCCAACAUGGGUACAACAACGUUGCUCAAUAGAUUGAACACUUGCCUUGAGGAAACCAAGGAGAAUGUGAACCAAUUGAACAGCAAGCUCGAGGAAGCCAAGAAGUUAAGACAGGAGGAAGAGGCUCGUAAGGCUGAAGAGGAAGAGCAAAGAUUAGCCGCUCUCAGGUCGAGACAGGAAGAAUUGGCUAAGGAGCGUGCUGUUUUGCAAGAGCAAGCACAACAGUGGGCUGAAGAGGCUAGACUGAAUGUUGUUGUUGAAUCCGAUGACGAUAAGGCUUUCGAUGAAGAUAAGAAGGAUGGCAAGAAGAAGAAGGGCAAGAAGGCCCAAGCCAACGGAAAGAAGGGCGGCAAGAAGGGUGGCCGCAAAAAGAAGGAUUUCAUCAAUGACAGCGAUGGAGAUGAGGCUCCACCAUCUGAUGACAACGAACCUGAGGAGCCUGCCUUGCCAUCUGGAGAUGAGGAUGAUGAUGUCCCAACUAAAAAGACCCUGCGCAAGAAGCGUACAGUUGCCGACGACGACGACGAGGAAGGUCAAGCUGUUGACCAGGCCCCAUCCAAGAGAAGAAAACAGUUUAAAUCGCAAGAAAUUGUGGAAGACUCUUCAGACGAUAAUGAUGGGGACGCCGAUGGUCAAGAUGAAGACGGGCUUUUCUGA
Messenger RNA from Candidozyma pseudohaemuli, 6618 nucleotides. RefSeq lists its product as uncharacterized. Bases 1 to 6618 code for a protein of 2205 amino acids. Gene Ontology annotation, molecular function: RNA polymerase II complex binding. Lineage: Eukaryota; Fungi; Ascomycota; Pichiomycetes; Serinales; Metschnikowiaceae. The transcript is spliced from 2 exons. Gene Ontology annotation, cellular component: Cdc73/Paf1 complex. Gene Ontology annotation, biological process: regulation of DNA-templated transcription. The record is from RefSeq and is a predicted model, not a curated record.